AUGUCGAAUAGCGACCAUGGUGGCAAACAGCGGAUCCUUGCACCAGCGGUCCAAGCGCAUUCCUUAUCAAGGCCAGCUGUCGUUCUCUUUGGAACUCAUGACAUCCGAAUUCACGAUAACGAGGCCUUGCUGUUGGCCUGCCAUCACAACCACGUAUUGCCGGUUUUUCUAUGGCAAGUACCGGUCCACCAUUGGGGAGCUCGUGGCGCCCUGCAAGUCGUGUUGAAAGAAGCAUUGCACCAGCUUUCACUACAGCUUUCACAAGAAAGUAUCAAUCUACCUCUGGUGUGCGGCAAUACGGCGGACAGUGUUUCGGAGCUCUGUAAAAUUGCUUCUGAGAUUGGCGCGAGUGCAGUCUAUUGGAAUCGCGAGAUGACACCUGAAAGCAGGGAAAUGGAGAGGCACAGAGCCACAAGUUUGAAGCAACUCGAUAUCGCAGCUGUAGCAUGUCAAUCGGCCCUACUCUACGAUGUCGAGAAACUUGAACUUGACGAGGGGUUUCAUGGUGGUCACUGGGGCACGCUGAUGCCGUUUAAGAGGGCUUGCGAAAAGCAACUUGGAAAACCGGAUCGACCGAUUUUGAUGAAAGAGUCGCUGGCUUGCCUAUACUCCGUCGCUCCGCCUCCGCAAGACUGUAAAUCCGUACCCAUCGAGGAACUCGGCUUCGAGACCGUGCCGCCUUCCACAAAGUGGGAUGAGCCCAUUCGAGAGCGAUUCCCAAUGAUACAUUACUUGGCUCAGCGGAGACUGGACCACUUUCUUAUAAAAGGGCUACCUCUGUAUGAAAGUGACCGAAGUCGGGCAGACAUGGAAUACGCGACUUCGCAGCUUUCAGUGUACCUUCGUAUUGGUAUCAUAUCACCACGAGAGCUAUACUGGAGGAUUGAGGACAGCUCACUGAGCCCUGAGGCGAAGAAAACGUUUGCCCGUCGACUAAUCUGGCGUGAGCUGGCGUACUAUCAACUAUUCUGUUUUCCAAAGAUGAGGGACAGAUCGAUACGCAAGCACUAUGAAGCAUCGGAAUGGGUCACGGGUGACGAAGAGAAAGGCAGAUUCAAUGCAUGGAAGAGAGGGUUGACUGGCUAUCCGUUGGUGGAUGCUGGGAUGCGUGAACUCUAUACAACUGGUUACUUGACCCAAUCCGUGCGGAUGGUUGUCGCGUCAUUUCUUGUCGAGUAUCUUCGAGUCGACUGGACCAAAGGAGCAGAAUGGUUCCACUACACUUUGGCCGACGCCGAUAGCGCGAUCAAUUCGAUGAUGUGGCAGAACGCUGGGCGGAGCGGCAUCGACCAGUGGAAUUUUGUUUUGAGUCCUGAGAAUGCAUCCCAAGACCCAUACGGAGAAUAUACUCGCAAAUGGGUCCCCGAGCUUUCUCCGUUGCCAUUGCAAUACUUACAGCGACCUUGGCAGACGUUUGAAGGUGAUCUUCGUAUGGCCGGUAUCGUCCUUGGUGAAACAUACCCACAUAGAAUUGUUCAGGACCUCAAGGGUGAACGACAAAAAAGUGUCGAGAGCGUUCUUGCAAUGAGAAGGCGAUCGCAAGAAAAAAAUGAUGAAAAUGGAUACGACUUGAUCGACCUUCCUUCGGGCAUCGAAACGGUCGUUUUUACGAAGAAAGAGUACCGUAUUGAUCGGUUGGGCAAAGUGCUCCAGGGAAAACCAAAGACCGCUACUUCAACAGUCAAGCGCCGAAAAACAAAACGUACAACGAAAACAGAUGGGAGAAGAAAGAACCGGCUGCCAUCAAGUCUCGCAUAA
Molecule: messenger RNA, 1758 nt
Organism: Phaeodactylum tricornutum CCAP 1055/1
Lineage: Eukaryota; Bacillariophyta; Bacillariophyceae; Surirellales; Neidiaceae
Exons: 1
Coding region: 1-1758 (585 amino acids)
Biological process (GO): entrainment of circadian clock by photoperiod; circadian regulation of gene expression
Cellular component (GO): nucleus; cytoplasm
Molecular function (GO): DNA binding; FAD binding
Source: RefSeq, a predicted model, not a curated record